AUGUUCGCUGCGCUUUUUUUGUUAUUUUUGAAUCUUCUGCCACGAGUUCACUCAGGAGGUGCCGAUAUUACUGAAUGUAAAUCUAGUACCGGUCCUGCUCGUCCUGUACCACCUCCAUCUGCUUGCAAAGACAAGGAUACAGCCAUCUGCACUGCUGUUUUUGCCCCACUCGGCGACGAUUUAGCAAAUAAUGCAAAUCCGGCUCAGCCUUUCAAAGUUAAUCCAUACUGUCUGAACGCAUCUCUUAAAGCAAAUGCUGAAGAAACAUGCCCGUCGUCCUGCGCAGUAUGCUGCUUAACACCUGCAUUUAAAUGCAACAAUGCCGCUGGCGCUGAUUGUACACCUUUUACUACUUUGCCUGAACUCUGCACAAACCCGCAAACGGCGCCAAUAGCAUUAGAGAGGUGCCCUAGUACGUGUGGGUUAUGCAACAGACCUGGAGCACUUGGUGGCUGUCCAGACCCACAACAACGGCCGCAUCGUCAUGCAUGGACACUCGAGCAAAUUGUGCGCAAAUGUCAUCGUUUUGCAAUAUAUCACCGUAUUCUACCGUUAUGA
Molecule: messenger RNA, 558 nt
Organism: Dracunculus medinensis (Guinea worm)
Lineage: Eukaryota; Metazoa; Nematoda; Chromadorea; Rhabditida; Dracunculidae
Source: the annotation of a GenBank genome assembly